AUGGCGGCGGCGGUGAAAACCGCGGUGGCACCCGCAGUUCUGUGCACUCAUGGGAUCCCAGGGCGGAACGGAGAGCACAGACACCAGGAGGUGGACUCUUUCCCUGCGUCCCAAGUGCCCAGAAAAGUGGAAUGUAUCACAAGAACAUGCAUUAAAAAAACAUCUAGCCGGUUGUUGGCUCGGGCUGAGAUAAAAGCUGCUGGCAAGGGGGAUGUUCCCACCAAGUGGCCACCUAUCCUUCGAGCAGGGGUUAAUACUGCCACCACUUUGGUGGAGAACAAGAAGGCUCACCUGAUAGUGAUUGCACAUGAUGUGGAUCUCAUCAGGCCAGCUGUCUUCCUGCCUGCCCUGUGCCAUAAAUGGGGUUUCCCUAUUAUCAAGGGGAGGGCCAGGCUGGAGCGUCUAGUCCACAGGAAGACCUGCACCACCGUUGCCUUCACACAGGUUAACUCGGAAGACAAAGGACCGCUGGCUAAGCUGCUGGAAGCUAUCUGUACCAAUUACAACGAUAGAUACGAUGAGAUCCGACGUCAAUGGGGAGGCAACGUCCUGGGCCCCAAGCUGGUGGCUCGCACUGCCAAGCUGGAAACAGCAAAGGCUAAAGAACUGGCCACCAAGCUGGGCUGA
Rhinolophus ferrumequinum (greater horseshoe bat) is the source of this 627-nucleotide messenger RNA. Its product is annotated as 60S ribosomal protein L7a-like. NCBI's taxonomy places the organism in Eukaryota, Metazoa, Chordata, Mammalia, Chiroptera, Rhinolophidae. The record is from RefSeq and is a predicted model, not a curated record. The coding region runs from base 1 to 627 and encodes 208 amino acids. The transcript has 2 exons.